This is a messenger RNA of Medicago truncatula (barrel medic), 1845 nucleotides long. RefSeq names its product flavonoid 3',5'-hydroxylase 1. The transcript is spliced from 2 exons. Gene Ontology annotation, molecular function: monooxygenase activity; oxidoreductase activity, acting on paired donors, with incorporation or reduction of molecular oxygen; iron ion binding. NCBI's taxonomy places the organism in Eukaryota, Viridiplantae, Streptophyta, Magnoliopsida, Fabales, Fabaceae. The record is from RefSeq and is a predicted model, not a curated record. The coding region runs from base 10 to 1530 and encodes 506 amino acids.
AAUCACAACAUGGCUUUUGAUGCGUUUCUUCUAAGAGAUAUUGGUAUUGCCAUUUUCAUCUUCUUCAUCUCACACUUCUUCAUAGGCUUGAUUCUUAGAAACACUUCUAAAAAUCUUCCACCUGGCCCAAGAGGAUGGCCAAUUCUUGGUGUUCUUCCACACUUGGGAACCAUGCCUCAUGUCACACUCGCAAACAUGGCGAAGAAAUUUGGACCGAUCAUGUAUCUAAAAAUGGGCACUUGUGACACUGUGGUUGCUUCAAGCUCAGAUGCAGCUAGAGCAUUUCUCAAGACUUUAGACCAUAAUUUCCUAAAUAGGCCUACCAUUAUUGGUGCAACUUAUUUAGGUUACAAUUCACAAGACCUUGUUUUUGCAAAAUAUGGACCUAAAUGGAAACUACUUAGGAAAUUAACAACCUUACACAUGCUUGGUGGGAAAGCACUUCAAAAUUGGGCUAAUGUGAGAGAAAAUGAGGUGAAACACAUGGUGAGAUCCAUUCAUGAGUCUGGGAAAAAAGGCGAAUCGAUUGAGGUUGGUGGUUUGUUGAGUUGUGCAAUAACAAACAUGGUGAGCCAAGUUGUACUAAGCAAACGUAUGUUUGCAAGUAAAGGGCAAGAGUCAAAGGAGUUUAAGGAAAUGGUUGUGGAGUUCAUGACAAUAUCUGGAAUCAACAUUGGUGAUUUUGUACCUUUCAUUGGUUGGAUUGAUUUGGAAGGUGUAGUGGGUAAGAUGAAACGAUUGCAUAAGAGGUUUGAUGAGUUUUUGACCAAGUUGAUUGAAGAUCAUGUGAAUUGUGCUCAUGAACGUAAAGGGAAUCCAGAUUUUUUGGAUAUUGUUUUGGCAAAUGAUGAUGAUAAUUUUGGUGAGAGAUUGAGCUUGUCCAACAUCAAGGCUUUAUUAUUGAAUUUGUUCACUGCAGGGACAGAUACAUCAUCUAGCAUCAUAGAGUGGGCACUUGCUGAAAUGCUAAAAAGUCCAAACAUCUUGAUAAGGGCACAAAAAGAGAUGAAUCAAGUGGUAGGCAGGGAAAGAAUGCUAGUUGAAUCUGACCUAGAAAAAUUACCAUACCUUCAAGCAAUAUGCAAGGAGACAUAUCGUUUGCAUCCAUCUACACCCCUUAGUGUUCCAAGGGUGUCAAAUAAAGCAUGCCAAAUUAAUGGUUACUACAUCCCCAAAAAUACAAGGUUCAAUGUUAACAUAUGGGCAAUAGGGAGAGACCCAAAUAUAUGGGCUAACCCAUUAGAAUUCAAACCUGAAAGAUUUUUAAGUGGAAAAUAUGCAAGAAUUGAUCCAAGUGGAGUUGAUUUUGAAUUGAUUCCUUUUGGAGCUGGAAGAAGAGUUUGUGUUGGGUAUAAAAUGGCUAUUGUGGUGAUUGAGUACAUUCUGGGCACAUUGGUACACUCUUUUGACUGGAAAUUACCAAAUGGUGUUGAGCUAAACAUGGAUGAGGCCUUUGGACUUACAUUGGAAAAAGCAGUGCCCUUGUCAGCUACGGUUACCCCUCGCUUGGUCCCACAUGCUUAUGUUUAAUAUACUAAUGCUCAUAUAUAAGGCUAUAUAAGUACUAUAUUAUCUAUGAUGGUUACCUAAUAUAAAAUACUAUAUUAUGUAUUAGGAAAUAAUAUAUAAUGUGAGAAAUUUAGGCCACUUACAUAGAGUUUCAAUAGUUUCAAUAAGAUCAAAGUUGCAUGGUAAGUAUUGGUUUAGUAAUUCAUUUUAGUUGGAAUUAGUUUUAUCUUUGGUUAGUAGUUUGUAAAAUAGCUUGCACAUGAAGUAACUAACUCAAGUUACUUGCGUGAGAAGUAAUGAGUUUGUUAGCGGUUUGUUUCAGUUUUUGUUACCUCA